Molecule: messenger RNA, 5367 nt
Organism: Rhopilema esculentum
Lineage: Eukaryota; Metazoa; Cnidaria; Scyphozoa; Rhizostomeae; Rhizostomatidae
Cellular component (GO): membrane
Molecular function (GO): protein binding
Source: RefSeq, a predicted model, not a curated record
UCACUUCUCCACAUAGUGCAACACCAUUAAGGCUGAAAACCCCUGUCGUUGCCAUAAAAUGUUCUGGAGAUUAACAUGAGUCGUGGCUGCUUGGCAAUAAGCUUUUGUUUGCAUUUUACUUACAGAGAAUUACCUCCCAGCUCGUGGAUCUAGGCAUAGCAGCGCCGCCAUCGAUGCCUCGCAUUCGCGUUCACGAAAUAACACAGGACGGUUUUGAUGAUUAUAAUGAUGGUCAUGCCCUCUCGAAAUGGCAUGACUAGCCUUUGUUCUCUCCUGCGUCACUCCUAUUGUUAGGCAUGACCAAACACUUUAUUCUUACGAAAAUAUAAUUUUUUGAAAAAUGUUAACUCUGAAAAUUGAUGGUCAUGCCCGGCAUGACAAGCAUGACCGCUAGCUACGCCACUGCGUUUGGGAUUGGAAAACUGAGGGAGUUGUCUGAAAAAGGCGAAUUGAUUGUUGUUACUGGGAAGUGGAUUGUCGUUUAAAAUUUCGCAAAAAAGCAGAGUGUUAAUGGAGGCUGUGAAAUACCAGGACAGAGGCGCAGAAGCUUUCUCGGGACCCGGAGAAAUUUUUGAGAAAUCCUAAUUUGUUUUCUUUGCAUUCGAGUGAAUAAUAAAAUUCAAGCAGUUUGUUGAUGAUGAUAUCGAAGGGAUUCUCGUUGGCUUGUAUAUUCCAAGUUUGUUUUGGUAUUGUCGCAGGUGGUUACACACCAAAAUGGUCAUGUGACUUUGAAGGUGGUUCAUGUGACUGGUUACAGUCUCAAGAUGAUGGUCUGGAUUGGACCAAUGAUAUUGGGAGUAAAUGGAAUAUGGUAGAUCAUACUAUUGGAUCUCUAUAUGGACAUUUUAUGUUGCUGAGGCUGUCAUCAUUACACAGUGAAACUGGAACAGGAAAGCUUGUUUCACCAUUAAUGAGGCCAACAAAAAAGCCUUGUCAGAUGGUUUUCCACUACCAAGGCAAAGGUUCCAGUGGCUACCCUUUGCAACUUGUUAUAAGAAUAUUAUCAAAAGAAUUUACCAAGAUAUUUCACAAAGAUCUGUUCAAUACUACAGUGAUGCCAAACUAUUGGGAAAAAGUGGAAUUGAGCAUACAAAGUAGUGCUUAUUAUCAGUUGGAAAUCGUGGGAUACAUUGCUCGCUCAAGAAGUGCAUAUAUUGCUAUUGAUGACGUCAUGUUCACAAGUGAAUGUCUAACAGAUGAGGAAACAGGUGUGAAGAUUCUGAAACCGCCCUUCUCCUCUGCAUUCAAUUUCCCAGAAGGUGUAUUCUACUAUCUUGGAAGUGUGGUUUGCGAAAAAUACACAGCCCAAUAUGUCUGCAAAUUGCUAAGACAGAACGGUUUGGCAAGAGACAGUUUAGUCAUACGAGGAUUAUAUUCCAGUCAAAGAAUGUGCUUUCCUCCAGAGUGGAAUCCACCAAAUGCCACAGGAUGCAAUCUCAACACAAGAUGCAUCGAUGCAAUAUUUUGGAGAUGCAAACAAGAUCAUAUCUUCAAGUGCCCAGAUCUAACACACAAGACCUGCACCAGCGCUUUUGGAACACCAAAAUGUUAUUCACACAACCAGCAAUGUGAUUACGUCAACAACUGUCCUGGAGGGGAAGAUGAAGAUGACUGUCAUCUAUUCAACAGAUGCAACUUCAAGAAGGAUUUCUGCAGCUGGGUUCCUUCGAAGAACAUAACUCUGAAAUGGAAAAGAUAUCGAGAUCUUGGAUCCGGUGGAUACAUCAUAAGGCUUAAUAGUUCUGUGACCCAGGACAAAACAGAAGUAUCAAGGUUGCAGCUGCAUGGUUUUAUUAAAGGAUCCACCAACUUAAUCUGCGUGAUACGAUUUUCAUAUCGGAUGCUUCCUUGGCACAACGUGGUUCUAAGACUGGUCCUUAAGUGGCCUGAUGAGAGUAGAACGGUUUGGUCGAGGACACAGGCGAGGAACGAUAUGUGGAGAAAAGAAUUUUUGGAGCUUCGUUAUUCUGGAAUCUUUGAAUUAUGGUUCGAAGCUGGUGGUAAACCAGAUGUUUCGAUUUACAUUGAUUUAGCCAAUGUUUCCUUCUCCAAACAAUGUGUUUUUAUUAACGAAUCUAAAGCUUUGCUACGUGAGCCAGCAAGCUAUUUUUUAUGCCGAAAUGGCCAGCAAAUUUCACGAAAGCAAAUGUGCAACUUGAAUCAAGACUGUCUCGAAAACAGCGAUGAACUGAAUUGUACUUAUGACAAAGAGCGUUGCACUUUUGAAAAUUCUCUUUGCAACUGGAAAGUCGAUCAAAAUGUCCCAAUUACUUUGACACGUCGGACAAGCAAUGCAAUGCAUGGUUUUUUUGGACCACAAAUGGAUCACACAACUAAUAGUACAAGUGGCUAUUAUAUUCAUUUUGAUGCAAGAAAGCGCUUACCAGAAGUCUUUGGCCAGCUCAUCAGCAAUGUAAUGCAAAUUUCGAGCUCCAGGAAAUGCACGUUCCGUUGGUUCUAUCGCAUAUACCAAGAUGGCUACUUCUUCACUGAUAAACUGCUCGUCAUAUACUACAACCCCAUUUUGAAGACCGAGAAAAAGCUUUGGUAUGUUGAAGGUGAACAGGGAGCGAACUGGAAACUUGGAAGUGUCACAUUUGAUAUUACGUCUUUUAAUUAUCAGAUAAUUCUAAGAUUUGAACGAGGUGAUAGUUUUUUAAGUGACAUUGCAGUUGACGAUGUCUCCUUUUCAGAGGAAUGCUACAAAAGGAAUGAAUACUCUCCUAUUUCCAUAAUGCAAGACUGCAGCAUUGCAAAGACCUUUUUUACAAUCAAUGGCAGCACAGCGGCCAUCUUGUUUACUUUUCAGCAGAACAUGGGUAAUGACGUCAACUGUCGAUGGUCAAUUGACACCGAUUCGAGGCUAAAGAUAGGGCUGUCUGCAGAUUACUUUGUCACAGAUCCUAACGAUUUUUUGGCAAUGCAAAGUGGAAAUGUAGAUACAAAUAACACAGUUGGAAAUUUUUCUGGCUACAUUGCCCCGUUUUACUUCAUCUCAAACAGCAGUAGAAUGGAAAUUCAUUUUCAUGCAACACAAUUAAACCGCUCUCAUGGUUUUGCAUUAAACUUAUUUUCAACAGAUGAAAAAGCAACUGCGUUGACUUUUUAUCAACCAGCACAGGGUCAGCCUACUAUCAACUAUUAUAGAGUUUGCAACGGACCAGUCUUUACAAAAAGUCGAUACCAAGGACGUAAAACUUUUAAGACCCCUUCCAGCUCAUAUGGCAGUAACUUGUACAGUAAAAAUGAAAACUGCACAUACCAGUUCUACGUUUCACAGGGAUAUCGUCUGAAAUUCAAUUUUACAAAGUUUGAUACUGAAAAUGGAUCUGAUUACAUUGAAAUUUUGAACAGCGCCAUUCUUGGUCCUCAGACGUUUUCUGGUGCACUUCAAGAAUUCUAUUUCAUAUCAAAGAACAGUUUUCUUUCUUUCAAUUUCAUAACAAAUGACGUCAUCGAAAAAGAAGGCUGCACCUUUGAUGUUACUGCAACUAUGGAAUCAACGAGAGGUGCAACUCGAUAUCUCAAAACAGUAGAGCCUCAAGUCAGUACAAUGUCACCCACAGAGCAACCAAUGCAGUUUUUAACUCAAACCUGUGACAAUUACAACAGUAACCUUUGGCCUGGCGAUAAGUACUUUGGAUCGACCAUUUCAUUAGGUCACUUUUCCUCCUAUCCUCGUGCUAUCAAUUGCUCUUGGACAAUGCCACAGAAGACUGGACUCAAAUACGUCAUAGAAAUUUCAUACUUCUACGCAGCCAGGCACUUAGACGCGUUGAGUAUCAGCACCAUCUCAAAGUCAUCACCCCAACUACUUUCGUCUCUAAAGAAAAUAAAAAAGCUCGAAAACCUUUUGGUGAUCACAGAUGACCCAUUCUUGGUCAAAACUAUAAUUGCCAGCUCACAUCGACGUUUUGCUCAUGCAUUUACAUACUCUGUUUACCCAGGCUGCUACGAUGCUUCUCUCAAAUACGUAUUUUUCAAAGACAAAAACACUGAAUCAAAAGAACAGUGUGUGAGUUCUUGUUACAAACGAGACUUUCAAUAUGCCUUUUUCAUCGUGGACAUUAAAAAUGAGUGUUACUGUGAUAAUAUGGAGCCAGCGAGGCGUAGUCGUUACAUGAAGCAUCCCAGACAUUGCUGUAUCCCACCAUUCACAGGAUCCUGUAAUAGAGGAGACAGUGGAGUGCUCCUGCUCAGCGUUGAUGCAACAGCAACAACGACAGAAAACAAGCAAUCCCAAGAUUCUGGUCGCAUAGCAACAAUAGCUGCUUCUGUCUCUGUAUUUCUUGUGGUUGCUGUCAUCGUGGGGGUCGUCAUAUUCUUAAGGUGGAGACGCAAAAAAUCUGCAGAUGCAGCUUCUUCGCAUGCUAGCUUAAGGAAGACUAGUACCCAUAACUCUGUUGAGAUGGAGCCCAUCGCUUUUGCGUGUGAGCUUCCAGCAGUAAGGAAUUCAGAUAACACUCUAAUAAAACAUGGCGAUAGGAAAAACUCUGCUGAUCUAUCUGCCAGAUCGUAACCCAUUGGUGGAAUUUAAUCCAAUCAGAGCUUAUUUGCUGUUAUCUUUAAUUCAUUUACCUCACUCUCGAGUCUUUUCAAAUAAUGGAAAUAUGCUUCAACAGUUUUUUGACGUUUAAAACAUUUUGGAUGUUGGCAAUAUUGUUUUACGAGAAUUAUUUGUAAGGUGCAGGCUAGGGACAUUCUUUUUAAUCUAAGUUAUGGAACAACUUCGAACCCUCUCAUGAUUAUGCAGAAUUAAAGUAGCCAUUACCUUUACAUUCCAAGACAUCUUCAGAUGAUUAAUUAAUUGUUUAGAAUCAACAAAAAAGAAUAACCGAAGGUAGACGCCUCUGAUAAUGUGACAUCAAGUUUUGGCAUGAAAUUGAAUGCAGACCGAGAGGUGGUUAAUUCUUGCAAAUUGAGGCAUUUCUUUAAUUUCUAGUAGAAGCCCCUUAAAUUAAGAACACAACUGAUAACUAAUAUUUGUUUUUAUGGUAAGAAAUAUUCAUAUGCUAAUGCUGUUUAUGCAUCUCCAGUAUUAACAGAUGUACAUAUCAGUUCAUACCUACACAUGCUGUAUAGAACGUUAAAAAGCGUCCUGGAUUGGGGCGUGGCUAUUCAUAGAGCGACAUGCAUACACAUUGGAAGCAAUUCAAAAUUUGCAUGAGACAAGUAGGCAAAUAUGGCACCUCCGUGAGCUGGAAGUUGGUACUUAAUUUUGUUUCUGAAAAGUUGAGGGCAAGUAACCCUGUGCCCUGGUUCCUGCGUUCAUUGUAACAGGAUGGUAUUUUCAAAUAAAGAAAUGUUCAGUCUUCAAGUGUUGAAGUUAACCAUCUAAAAUGGGCUUGGAAAAAGUCCAUUACCCAU